Messenger RNA from Drosophila simulans, 1195 nucleotides. Its product is annotated as NADH-cytochrome b5 reductase-like. Gene Ontology annotation, molecular function: oxidoreductase activity. NCBI's taxonomy places the organism in Eukaryota, Metazoa, Arthropoda, Insecta, Diptera, Drosophilidae. The transcript has a single exon. The record is from RefSeq and is a predicted model, not a curated record. The coding region runs from base 48 to 1001 and encodes 317 amino acids.
UUCCGCCUACUCUAGCCUGGUAUCGAUAGCUUCGAUAGGCACAGGAAAUGUUAUCUUAUUUGGAAGAUUUGAAGGAAAACGAGGAACCGCUGCGGGAUUCAGACUGCUGCGGCAAUGGCUGCACCAAUUGCAUCCUCGACAACAAGCCACGGCCAAGCAAACGCGUCCUGCUGGCGGGCAAGCGUAACGUGAUCCUGGGCUACACAAAGUUCCGCCUGUUGGGGCGGGAAGAGCUGGGGUCCGGACCCAAUGGACAGCUGCUGCUCCUGCACUUUGCUCACGCAGCAGAGGAGGAGGAUGGCGAGAGACCGGGGGACACGGUGCUGGACAUCCCGCCCGGCCACCAUGUGAUGCUGCGCGUCGGCUGCCUGCUGCGUCCGUAUUCGCCGUAUUGGAGCGACUUUGUGGCCAAAGAGUUCCGCAUCCUGGUGAAGCUGCAGCCGGAGGGACCAAUGUCUCGGCACCUGCAAGCUGUACAGCCCGACGAUCUGCUGGAAUUCCGAGGUCCCAUCGGGCAAUACGUACACGAUCCACAGCCGGCCAAGUGCAUCUAUAUUAUCGCCCAGGGAGUUGCUAUUGCACCCACUCUGCCGCUGGUUCGGCAGGUGCUGGACAACGAGGAGGAUAUGAGUCGCCUGUGGCAUUUGGUGUGCGCUCGUGACCUGCAGCAUGUCUACUUUCGCGAGGAGAUGCUUGAGUUCGCCCAGUUCUGGAACUACAGGAGCUGCCUCUACCUGCCGCAUCAGCAGUGUGACUCCUCCGCUUGCCAGGAGGCGGGCCACUGUGCCCAGCAGUGCCCUCAGCUCCGGGACAAUCUACGCUACAAGGAGACGGCAAAGGUGUCCCGAUUAGAUGCCGCCGAACUGGCCACCCACCUCAAUCCCGCGAUUCCCGGACAGCGCGUCCUCAUCGUGGCUGGAGAUUCAAGUUUUCAAAAGAUCAUCGCCCAAAUAGGAACACAAUCAUUGGACGUAGAUCCGGCAAACAUUUAUAUGUUGUAAUUGCCGGGAGAAACUGUAGAUGCUUAUAAAUAUUUGAUAUUGUUUAUGAAUUUGUGAUCGUACAAGUUUUACCGAGAGUUUUAUAUUUUUUAUACCCGCUACUCGUAGAGUAAAAGGGUAAACUAGAUUCGUUGUAAAAUAUGUAACAGGCAAAAGGAAGCGUUUCCGAUCGUAUAAAGUAUAUAUAUUCUUGA